AAUAUUUACAAAAGUUUCAAUUGUCAGAAACUUAUUUGUUUUGAAGGAUCUGUAUUAUCUGUGUCAACAAAAACGUGCUGGACAGUUUCGAAUAUUCUUCCAAAGAAUGCUGACCCAACUCAACAACAUAGAUCUGAUCAGAACAAAAUUAUUGAGAAGUUGAAAAUCAGCAGGAAGCCUGAUCUAACAUUACUUUUGCAACAUUGUACUAACGUCGGAAUAGCUGUACACGAAAGGCUGAUGAAGCAAAACGAAAUUGCCCAAAACAUAUUGCAGUCAGUAAUGAAAGAGAUAUAUGAAGAUUUAUACACAUAUGUAAAUUGUGGGGAACUAGAUAAAACUAAAGGAAGACAACUUGAAAAAUAUCCGAUAAUUUACAUUCCUGAAAUUAAACAAAUGGUUUUAGCGUCAACGAUAGUUAUCAACUGUAGGGACGAGGAAGAAAUACACCCAUUUCUGAACAAGUGCCCAGAUAUUUACAUACAGUAUAAACAAUUAUUUCUUUUACUUGGAGCUAUGAAAGAAGUGUCUUGUGAUGCUUAUGCAUCCGUCUUGUUUUCACUCAGUAAAGUGUGUCGUUCCUCAAGUCUCCUCCUUCCACAAGAAAAAUCUGAUGCUAUAAAGGCAAUGGUAUACUUUUUUAAAUUUCUCACUCAACAACCGCAUGAAGCAAACAUUAACAAAAAUCACACAUUUAUGCUAAGUGAGAAUUUUACGUUGGAAGAUGCUAGAAAUCUCAUUGUAAAGAAUAAUCCAUAUUUUCAGAAGCAGCUUGAGAAGGCUUCAAAUUUACCAUGUUUGUUUCUUAUAGGAUUUGAAAAAUUGCAAGGACAAAACUUAAAAAAGGAAAACUGUAUAGACGGUUUGCAACUUUUGCCUAUUAGAAACAGACCAUACCUGUUGACAGACAUUGUACGAGAGCAUGUAGUACUAGAAAAUAUUGUGUUUAAAGAUGGCAGAGUUUCUCGACAACUUGACUAUUUUAUUCAUUCUAGCCGAUUCAUUCACGGAUUUCUUCGGCUGAUAAGACAUUCAUGGAGGACUGAAGGCCGAAUGUGGACAUCCACAGAAGAGGUGCGUUUAGUUAAUCACUUGGGGAACAUAACAUUUCGACAUGCUACUGGUAUAGAGACAUUACUUGCAAUAAGACCUGUAGAAAAUGGGAUACUAUUGAAUGAACAGCUUGUUGAAAAUACUAAUGAAGCAAGAAAUGUACAUCUGGAACAAAAUGAAAACAACAUUUGUGUUUUCUUUGAUUCUAUAGAUGACACAUGGUUUGAAGAUGUAAAAACGAAACUCACAGUACAUCUAAACGGCAUUGUUGAUAAAUGUCUCAAAGACCAAAAUCUUAUGCGCCUUAGAGAAAUCAUUGGUAUGAAGGAUUCGCCAGACCGAAUAGGUUGGUACCUCAGCAAAGAGAAAAUUGAAGAAUACGGUUCACCUGUCGAUAUACAAGAGGCGGUUUCUUAUCCGAAGCCAGGGACGUUUGUCCCAAAAGAGUUAUAUCCUUUCCUUGAUAACAGUUAUGGCGAGAUACAUGAAUAUGAAUACAAAUUUGUAGCUCUGGAAAUAGAGGAUCCAGCCUUUGAUGAUUACACUGAGGGAGAUACAGCUGAAGAUAUUGAAACGGAUUUAGAUCCUACAUAUAUCUUUGUGCAUGUAGUCAGACAAGUAGACUCCGAUGUUAAGAUUCCACUUUUCCAAGAGUAUGAAAUAGAUGAUGGAACCGAAAAUCUACACAUAGUAAAGGCUUAUCAGCUUUUUAAAUUUAUUCGCAAAAAGAUAAAACAAACUGAAAAGAAGAAACAUAGUGAAAAGAAGGAACUUGAUGUUGAAACGCAACUUAUGAUUUAUGUUCGAAACAAACCGGAGGACGAGGUAAAAGAUCAUUUGAAGUCGCAGUCUUUAAAAGCAACAUUUAGCGAAAUCAAAUUAUGCCUGCAGAAAGCCUGGAAGCAACCAGAGGUACAGAAAAGAAAAAUUGUUAAACGACUGCUACUAAUGUGGCAUCCUGAUAAAAACCACGGCAACGAAUUAUUUUGCACUAAGGUUUUUCAGUAUAUACAACAGUGUAUUCGUCGCCUAGAAAAUGGCUUAAAUCUAAUUGAUACCGACGAGGAUGAAAGCGGUCGAUCAAGUGACAGAAAUUCCGAUUCUAGAUCGUCUGAAGAUUUCUGGUCUUCUUCGUGGUUUGGGCGUUUUUGGGAAAGGCAUGAAACGGGAAGACAAUAUCAUGAGCAACGUUACAGAAAUAGGUCCUACGAUGAAUUUGAUGGCGGUUGGAACGCUAGAGGAACUUUCUUUGCAGAACCAGAAUCAAAGCCCUUCCAUUACCAUGCAGAGGCACGGCGUUGGCUGAAACAAGCGAAAUCUGAUUUGGACAACAGCACAUUAUCUCUGCAAAGAAAACCGAAUAAUUCGUUCAACUGGGUCUGCUACAUGGCACAUCAGGCUGCUGAAAAAUCUAUGAAAGCCGCAUGGUACGCCAAGGAUGCCAACAAAAUACAUACAGUUAGAUACAGUCACAAUUUGAAUAGCAUCGCUUCUGGACUUGGGUCAGGUAUAGAAUCUCUAGCAAGAAGUUUGACCAGUUUGACAGGGGAACAUACGAGAAUGAGAUAUCCAGACGCAUUUUGUGGACAACGAGUGCCUGAAGAAGCAUUCAACAGACAAAUAGCUGAGACAGUUGUAUCAGUUGCUAAACAAAUAAUAGACACUGUUCAGAGCAAUUACAUCAGAUAAAUACUUUACAUUUAUAUACGCCGUAAAUGUGGAAGGGUGCAGGAGUAAUUGUUAAUUUUAUAUCUAAUCAAUAACAUUGAAUAUAGCGCAAAAAAAGGAAAAUUAUUAUUUUAAUGUGUUUUAUACCUCCAGUAUCGAUGUACUUCAAAUCAUGCUUAUUUGCGCGGAGAUGGAAAUAGAUAAAUUUUUAUGUUUGUUAUUUGAAUUUUUAUUCACAGUAAUAGGGCACACGCAUUAUUAGUCAUUUGUGUGUGUUUUUCUUCAUUUGAGCUAUAAACAGGUAAAACUGUGGACAUGUUUUCUUCUCUUGAGUUAAAUAGGAGUAUAUGCAUUUGUAUAUUAAUAGUAAUUAUAGGACUGGCUUUGUCCAUUUGACUUUAAAAGUAGUAUUGUAUUAGCAGUGUUUGUUGGUAUUUUUGUCCAAUUGUGUAGGAACAUGUUUAUAAAAAGCAUUUUUAUAUGUAUCUUUAUUUAUUAAACAUUUAUAGGUGCAUGUAUGUAAGUUGCACAUGUAUGUAUAUCUUUAUUCAUAAGACAUUUAUAAGAGCAUGUGUAUAAAAAAAGCAAUUUUAUCUGUUUUGUUAUUUAUAUAAUUUGUGUAGGAAAUGUAUAUAACAAGCAACUGUAUAUAUAUAUAUAUAUCUAUAGGCAAAUAACUUUUAUAGGGACAUGUAUAUAAGAAGCACUUGUAUGUGUAUCUUUAUUCUUAAGACUUUUGUAGGAGCCUGUAUAUAAAAAGCAGUUGUAUAUGUAGUUUUAUUCAUAUGACUUGUGUAGGAAAAAUAUCUAAAUAUCAUUUGUAUAUCUAUCUUUAUUCAUAUGACUUUUAUAGGAACAUGUAUAUAAAUAGAAAAAAUGGAAAACCAUCAGUCGCCCAAUACGACAUAUAUGUAAAUAUUGCAGGCUCAGUUUGACUGAACCAGUUGUUGGGCGGUAGUUGAAACCAGCCCCAAGUUGAGCAGAACUCAACAUUUACACAUCUUACAAGUACCGAAAUUUAAACACCGUAGGUGGCUUCAUACGGCGGUGUACAUUGAACUUCAAUGAUAAACAGUAGCAAUUCUAUGAAAAUCGACGCAUGUCUGCAGUUAAAAUAAUGGGCUUGUCCUAAACGAGAGAACAGUGGAUGUGAAAUUUAGAGAGGGGAUCUGAGGUUAUGGAGCCUGCAACACUUGUAUUUAUAUUUUCAUUCAUGAUUGUUAUAGGAACAUGUAUAUAAGAAUCACUUGUAUCUGUAUCUUUAUUCAAAUAAGUUUUAUUAAGCAUGUUUAUAAAAGGCUAUUGUAUACUAGUAUGUAUUUUAUUCAGCUGUCUUGUAUAUAACCACCAAGUGUUGUGCAUUUUGUUUAUAGACUUUUAUAGGAAACGUGUUAUAAAUAGCAAUUAUAUAUAUGUUUAUUCAUAAGUCUUUUAGAAACGUGUGUAUAAAUAGAAAUUGUUCACAUAUACGAACAUGUACUAGAAGCAUCUGCAUGUGUAUUUUAUUCAUGUAAUUUUGUAUGAACAUGUAUAUAAGGAGCAAUUAUAUGUUUAUUUAUAUUCAAUUUACUAGUGAAGGAACGUGUAUAUAUAGCAGUUGUGUAUGCUCUUUUAUAUACAUGACUUGUAAAGGAGCAUGUGUUUUACAAGUGUAGAAACACUUAAAUCAUAAGGAAUUGUUAGAAUUGUUUUUAUUCAUUUGUACGUUUUAUUAGUUACUUGUGUAGGUAGUUUUAUCCUAAAUGUAUCACUAAAACAAUCUGUAAAUCAAGAACUGGUUUCGCGCUAUUUAAGUUAACGACUUUCGAAAUCGGUGUGUCUUCGCAAAAUUUUGUAGUCGCAAAACUACCACCUACCGGGAAAACGCGGAUGUUUGUAGUUCUCAUUGGUAGUCAGCUACAAGGCUUCUCCACGAGAUACGCAUGUAUGUAUAAUCAGUUUCAUUUAGAUAUAUAAUGUACAUACUUAUUAAAUAAAUCCAAUAAGGUUUUGAUAAAUGCAGCAGUAGUAAAUUUUGAUAUGCAUGUGAAAACCAAAAUGACGGCAUAUGUAGAAGUAACUGUCGGAAAGUCGGUCAGGGUUUGCAGUUUUAUCUCUUGUCACUUCGUCGUAAAGUUUAAAUGAUUCCUUUUUAUUUUUACACCCGACUUUGCAGAAUGGAUUGAAGCGUCAACUUCACUAGUCGAUGGAUGAUAUGAUCAACAGGAUCAUCUUUUUAACUAUUCGUAUUUUCAUCCAUUUUUGUCGGCAUAAAAAAUUCCGUAAAGCCAUAUUGGACUGAUUUCAUAUACACCCGUAUAUACAGUGAUUUAUGAUUGUAUUGGUAUUUCAUUAGUUUGGCUUACAUAUUUAAUGAGAAAGAAAAUGGGAACGAUAUAUCGUCAAAUAUCGGAAAAAAGACGACGCCUUUUGUUUUGGGAAUGAGGAAUUGCCUAAAUUUUAUCAAUGUCAAAUUUUGGAGACACUUUUCAAAUGUUUAAAAUGAAAGUAUUGAAUAAACUUGCUACAUCUUUCAUAUUAUCAAUGUUUAAUGUAUGUGCAAAUAUAUUUAGUUUGUUGACAUAUCAUGGUUUGGACACAUUUUUGGAGCUGCAGUUCAUAGUUUGAAUUUAAAAUUAUAUACUACUAAACCGUGGUUUCAGAUAUCGCGGGCUUAGCGCAAAACGGUUGUAACUUAUAUGAAAUAAAGAAGAAGUUACAACCGUUUUGCGAUAAGCCCGUGAUAUGCGUUUUAAAGACAUAUGCGGAUGUCUCUAAAUUGCUUUUUGUACUUUUAGCAUGUGUAAAUGUUGAAUUCUGCUCAACCCAGGGCUAGAGGGCGUGGACGGUAGCAUGCAUUUCCACUACCGUCCAUGAACAGGCUCAAUCAAACCGAGCCUGCACCAUUUUCGUUUUUGUCGUGUUUAGCGACCUGUGAAGUUUCUACUUUUUCUAUUGAAUUACAUGUUUUGUAAAUAAGAUUGCAUACAGAUGUUAGUAAAAUAAGGUAUCUUGUGUAGGUAUAUACGAAUGUAUUUACCAUUACUUACUUUUUUGUAAUAAGAACCUGUAUUUUGAACUUGAUAUUCUAUUUAUAUAUAUUCAGCAUCAUGGGAUUUUCGUCAUUUUUUCCAGUCAUACUAAUGAACUUUUAAAUUUACAUUAAAUUUUGUAGUUUUAAGUCCAUUUGUUGGCGUGUUUUAUGUAACUUACGCGAUGUCUUAUAUAAUAUAUUAGCAACGUGUAAAUUUGAAAAAAGGGAUGAUUUUUUUUAACGGGAACGAUUUGCACAGGAAAUAAAAUGAUCAGUUCAAAACUAAUUACCAUGUCUUUGGGAUAUACUAGUGUGAAUAAAUCAUACCUAAUUACACACAAUCUUAUUGUGUUAUUGUUUUUAGUUUUUAGUUUAAUAUAUACAGAUAACAGUUAGCAUAAAUAUAUUUAAAGCUUCAUGGAUAGGCUAUGAAUUAAUUUGAUAUUUUUCAAAGUCAUCAAACUUUCAAAACAUAUUAACAACUUUGACAUGAAAAGAGCGGGGUUUAGUGUCCCUUGCCAACUUUGACUUGAAAUUAUUUUGUAAGAAUGUAAUUUUGUAAGGGGCGAAAUUUAUAAAUAUGAUUUUUUCUUAUCAUAGACCAUAAGGGGGGUCGGCGAUAGUAAGAGAUGAGAGGGACUAGGUGCCCUGCAUUUCCUUAGUGAGAAAUAUUUUGUAAUAAUGUAAUUUUGUAAGAGGAGAAAUAUGAAUAUAUGAAAUUUCAUCAUAGAUAAUAAAAGAAUGGGACUAUACGGGGAAAUAGGAGUUAGUAAGACACGAGGCUGAGACCGCGGUAUUAUUUUGUAAUAGUGUUAUUUUUAAGUGGAGAAUUUCAAAAUAAUUUGGGAAAAUAUGAAAAUUAAUCAUAGGUCAUAAAAAGGGCAACAUACCGGAAAUAGGAUGAUUGUAAAGGAUGAAAAGGAGGUAGUCCGCGGUAUUGUGGCACUCAGAAUUGUUUUAUAAGUCUCGAUCAUUGCUCACACUAGGGGAAGAUCAAAACAGGGAAAUUCAAUGUGGUGCACGUCUCCUCUUGUCUCCAUCGAUGUAUAGACAUACUUAAAAUGCUAUACCGAUUCAGACUCGUGACGGAUGGGCUUUUACAACUUGCCAUUAUUAUUUCUAAUUUCAAAGUCCAUUGUAAGUAAUUCUUACAACAUGCGCGCUUCUGGCGAACUGGACAGAAAAUGAGACAUAUCUACUGUUUGUAAUAAUAAAGAUAAUGUUCUCAUUUUGUCUUUACAUCUAACUUUGUUAUAUUAAUAUUAGAUGCAAGGUGUUCUUAAUGUACAUAUUUAGUUAUAGCUGAUCUUGUUAAAUUUUGAAAGACGGUUUUGAGUUGCAUAUUGUUUAUAAAAAGUGUGUGUUUGCAUGAUACAUUGAAAGUAAGUUUAAAGAGAAAUGUUUGUGAAACUGCAAUGGUGUCAAGCUGUUAAUAAAAUUGUUAUACUUACUAUAUAAGUAAAUUUAUAUCUGAAAAUUAUAUUUUUGUUAAGCAUAUAUUUUUUUCUCCAUUUUCCCACUCUAGUCCAAACAAAAACCUGCCAUUCUACAACCAGUACAGAUAAAAUAUUAUCUUUAAAGUUGUUGCAUACAUAAUGUUUAGCGAUGAGAAAAAUAUCAUUUGAUAGAUGUUCCGAAUAACGUUCUGAAAAUAUGGGUUAUAUUGUUUUAUAUAAUGCUCUCAUAUUUUUGUUGUAGUGAUAUACUUUAUCAUAACUUCUUUUAAUAUAUUACACAUUUUGUUUGUAUAUUGUACACGAAAUACUAUGUAUUGUUGUUUUUUCUGCUGGUAUUAGUGUACAAAAGAUAUAUUUAUGCUUCGUUUGGCCAUUUUGUGUCGUUUAUCACGAGGAUAAACUUCAAAUCCGGUGGAUUUUCUCGACCAGAUAUGUCAAACAUUGUCAUACUUGAUUUUGUAGUAUUUACUCGGUUUUGAUUUGGUAUCAUUUUAUGAUUAUUUUAUUAAAGCCUUAACAAAGCUCAGUUAUCAAUGUAUUAAUGAGUAAUGUAGACAGUUGAGUUUUCUCUAUACAAGCUCCUAAUCAUUUGUUGGCUGUUGCUGUUAAUAUAAACGAAUGUUAUAUCAAAUGAUAUGAAAUAAUUUAAGUGCAAUAUUACAUUAGGGACUACAAACCAGCACUCGCAUUCUAAUAUAGGUCCGCAUUCUACGGUUCCCUUCUUACAAAUAAUCUAAUAUACACAUAUAAUUAGGUUAUUUAAGUAUCAGCCGGACACCUUUCAGAUUAACUUUGGGCUCAGGAAAGCACCAUAAAAUAUUUUUUCUUUUACAGCCAGCUGUUUCCUGUCAUGGCAGGGAGACGCUAUCAGCUGUUUGGUUUACCCAAAUUUUAGUGUUCAGUAUAUGCUUGCUGACGUUAUACUUUAUUCUAGUGUUUUAUUCAUUCUUAAAGAGAAUUCCUAUAGAUUUUUUGCUUUCAUAGAUUUUUUUCAAAUUCACAUAUAUGAUAGGAAUAUUUGUGCUGAAAACAAUGAACAAAUAAAAACAAUGGGUCACCAGGCUUGUUUUAGUGAAAAAUUGUUUUGAAUACACCCACUGUUGCUGAAACUGCCAGCGAUUUUUCAACAUUUUCAUAAUUUUCUGCUUUUUCUAUCAAUAACAACCAAAAUAUAUAUCAAGACAGCACAAUAAGGUUUAUUCUUUUUACAGAUUUUAUUAUAUACUUAUUUGAUAUCAUAGUCAUAUUUGUAAUACUAUAUCCUUACAAUAAUGGGUACAAAUGAAAAAAAAAAUCUUGUUUCAUAUUCACUUUUGUGAACUUUUUUCAAUGAAAAAUACCCAUAGUGAAGAAUAUUUUUUUUAAUUUUGAAAAACUGUUUCAUAGAAUUUUUUCCUGUUUUUCUUGUGUAUAAAUAAUUGUAUUGUGAGCAUAAAAAUAGCUAAAAAUAGCUAAAAAUGUAUGGGUCACCAGGCUAAAUUUUAUGUUAAGACAGCUUGAAUACAAUACCUGUUCGGACGAAAAUUGGCGCGAACCGGACCAAAUUGAUUACAUGUAUAUCUGCUAGAAGUUAAAAAAAGUUUUAAAAAUUCUUAAUUCUUUCUAUAAUUGAAUACUAAAUAAUCUGAAAGGUGAUAUUGUCUUACAUUAUAUGAACAACAAUGUCUUUGUACUAAAAUGCGAUGUGAAAACACAACCACAAAAAUGGCAAGAUACCUGUCAGACAUGAUACUUGUCAAUACAACAUAAACCAGUAUCAACAUUUGAUUACUGAUAAAACUUAUCAAUAAUAUUAUUUCAUUCAAGAGUCCUCAUAUUUAAGUUUGUCUGUCACAUGUUUCAACAAAUGUUGACUUCACUUCAGUUUUCCAUAGAAAGUGUCGGCUGCACAGAAAGAUGCGCAUAAAAAACUACAGGAAUUCCCUUUAAUUAAAUUAUUUUACUUACAUGGUUACUGCAGUCAAGCAAACCUCUAAAUAAGGUUGUAUUUUUAUGUUUAUAUAUUUCUGUUUUGUUUAACAGCUGGCGUUGUUUAUCGUCUCGGCCAGAUAUGUUCCACAUUUCAUAGACUACUUGAUCAUAUUAUAUUUACUCUCUGUUUUAUGCUUACUGUUUGAUGGCUUGACAAAGCCCAGUUAUCAGUCUAGUAAUGAAGUUGCAUUUUCUCCAUAUAAGCAUCUAAUGAACAUUUGAUAGUUGUCGCUAUUAUCAUAAAUAUACACGAAAGACCUUGCCAUAUUAUUUUAGUUUUAAGUAGGCGCUGUAUAGUAUGACACACUUAUGUGAUCUUUCUCGUGAUUAUUGCCUGGAUGGCCACUUAAUUAAGAUUAUAUUUGGGAUUAUCUGUCUUACAUCAUAUUUAUGGUUCAAUGCUUAGCUUUACACUUAUUUAUUACAUUGGAUAUAACUUUCACAAGUUAACAAAAUAAGUUAAAACUAUAUUCAUUACGUUGAAAGAAAAUCUUUUAGAAAUAUGGAAAGUAUUUUAUAUGUAUUAUUAAAAACACACGUGCUUCAGCAAACAUAUUGUAAACAUAUAAAUCUUCAUUGCUAUUUUGUGUCUGUGUUCUUAUAUCUAAAUUUCAUUAUGAGGAAGAUUUGUGGGUGUUUCUUAAAAAUUGUAUCUCCGCCUGUUCGAAUGAUGCUUUUGUUUUCCCUCAUAUAUAAGCUUAUUCUAGAUUAUAUUAUCAAGAUUUAAAUUGAAUUUUGAUUUGUUAUGUCUUUACACUGGUGUUAACCAUCACGUAGAAGAAUUCAAAUUGAAUUAUUUUCAAUACAUGUUAGCGUAGUUUUGAUUGAAAUAAGUUCAACUUUUGAACAAAUGAUUUCUUGAAACUACAAUAUUGAACAUAAUUGUAUUAACGCGUAUUUCAUAUUAUUACGCCAUAACAUUAACGAAAUAUUUCUUACUUGAGAAAUAAUAUGUUUAAACAUUUACAGGUCAUUAAUUCAAAUCUUUUAGUUUACAUUUGUUGUUGUUAUGAACUUAAUUUCAUUUUGUCAAAAUGCCAAAAAUUUAUACUGGUAAAAUGUUAACUGUUAUGAAACACUUUUUGUUUCCGUUGGGUAAAAAGUUUGUUUUGCAAGCAGAAAUUAUAGGAAUGAAAUUUACUUUUCAUUUAUGUAUUAUUUAGUAAGAAAUUGUAUAAUGCCUUUUAGAAAUAUUAAGCAUUAUAAACUGUAUCAAUUUGGAAUAUAAUUAUGUAUACGUUUUAAUCAAUGUAAAUUCAAAUCCAAAAUUAUCAUCUUGCUUCGAUGAUCCUUGGUAAUUAUGAUAAACAUGGAAAUAAACCAUAUUAAUACUUUUU
Mercenaria mercenaria is the source of this 10499-nucleotide messenger RNA. Its product is annotated as sacsin-like. Bases 241 to 2742 code for a protein of 833 amino acids. The record is from RefSeq and is a predicted model, not a curated record. Gene Ontology annotation, molecular function: Hsp70 protein binding. The transcript has 3 exons. NCBI's taxonomy places the organism in Eukaryota, Metazoa, Mollusca, Bivalvia, Venerida, Veneridae.